Molecule: messenger RNA, 1125 nt
Organism: Diabrotica balteata
Lineage: Eukaryota; Metazoa; Arthropoda; Insecta; Coleoptera; Chrysomelidae
Source: the annotation of a GenBank genome assembly
AUGAAAUUUUAUCAUUAUAAAAUCUUAUGUUUAACAGUAUUAGCGAUGCUGGUUGACGAAUCCGUUCAAACCAGUAGAAAAAUGGAACGAAAAGCUUUUGAGGAACGUGUUAUUAGGGAAGGAAUGGACCUUUGGAAAAAACAAAGAGAGUUUGAGCUCAGAAGAAAAUUACAGGAACAAAGAGAAAUACGACAAAUGAUGGAUACAUACUGGCCUUGGGGGAAGGGUACUGAUGCUAGACCUAGAGGAUUACGAAAUCUUAGACUUGAAGAGCUCUUUCCCAAUAAAGAUUAUUUAAAUAAUAAACGAUACGUGGGUAGCAUUGGAUUUACAAAUAAGGCCGGCGGAGGGGGAGCACCAAUAUUUAGUGAUGGAAAAAAAAUUACACGAACUUGUGAAGAUCCAAUGCUUCGAUUCCAAUUUGGCAGUAAAGAUUUAAGAAAAUGUGUUGAUAAUACACUUAGGUAUAAAACGAAUAAGCAACAACAAGAGGAGUAUAAAAAGGAAUUGGAUAAGCUAGUUGAAGAAAAGAAGCAGAAGGAAAAACAAGAAAAGAAAGAAUCGGUGCAUUUUCACCAGGAACAAGGUUGGUCAGAUGAAAAAACUUUAAAACAUCUAGAGAAUGAAGCAAUAAAAUCUAACACACACGACAAUAAAAAAUUUAAUGGCAGUAAUAAACACAUUUCACCGCAUAUUACGCACAGUAAACCGUCCACGAGGUUAGAUCCUAUAGCCUAUCCCAAAAGAAAUUUUAUUCCAGUAGGGCGAAACCGUAAACUCUCUCCCUUAUCGGAAAAUAAGGACGAAGGUGUAGAGUUGGUUGCUUUGCUAGCAAAAGACAGAAAAUACCCUCUAAAGAUUCCAUUAUGUAGUUCUGACAUUACAUCAGAAAAGAAAAUGGGAAGUAACUUCAGUUUUAAAUUAGUAUGCACCUCUUCUGGAAGUUCGUUUAGCUCCCAAUCUUCUAAUGUUGAUGAUCCUGAUGCGGACCCUCAGUAUGUGAAUGCUGAUGAUGUGUCGUCUACAUUUACAGAGGUCUUUAAUAAAAAUGUGGAUACUGAAGUACCAGAAAAUGUGACGAUAAAUAAACCUAAAAGUAGGAAAAAGAAGGCUUGUCCGCACUAA